ACAAUCCAUAACAUAGCAUGUUUUUCCAUCAUUUUAAGGUACCGAUGCUAAUGAAAGCCACAGCAGAUGAUGAGAAUCCCUGCCCCGGCUACCUUUUUCAAGAAAUCAGCAAAAUAUCUCAUGAAUCUUUAGGAUAUGGUCAAUGUUUGUUGGAGUAUCUUCUCGAAAGGCUACAGGUGAAAUCUUGCCAUGUUAAACUCAAGGUGCUAAAGAUUUUUGUACAUCUAUGUGACCAUGGUUCAAACCAUUUUCUCACAGAAUUGAGGAGGAACUCAACUUUCAUCCAGCAAGCAUCAGUUUACAGUGGUCCUCCUGACCCUAUCCAUGGCACUGCAUUGUAUCAGAGAGUACGAAAUACAGCACAGGAGGUGGCAAGGCUUCUCUUCACAGAUACAACUGUAAUAAAGAACAGCAUCUCUCCAACAGCUCAUCAAACAACAGGCAUGGGUUCUGCCGCCCAUAAAUCAGGAAUGCAGGGGUUUGGGUACAGUCCAGCCAAACAGGGAUUUGGCAAUGAUUCGUUACUAGAUAAGAUUCAGAAAGCUGCUGAAGUUGUGGCCAGUGCUGUGCUUCCUCCAACUGAGCACCAAGGUAUCCGUCUCUAUGACAACCAUUACAGGGCAGUAGUGGCUCCAGCAGCACCCAUAGAAGUGGCAGUACCCGCAUGUUCAUACAACCUACCUGCACGCAAACCUAAAGUGACUCAGCGAUGCCCUGGACAAAUAGGAGGAGGCUGGGAAGAAACGGACAGUGUCAACAGUUCAUCUCACAAUUCCUCUCGAGAAGUUUCAGGCCAUUGCAGGGUGUCUACAGGAAGAGGGUCGGCUGGCACAGGUAGCCAGUCUGGGGCCAGCAGAGAGAGCAGUGGAGAUCUAUCCGAAAGGGUGGAAGCCCUACAGUUAGGAGACUGUGGCCAGGAGGUGGCACUUAUCAGUAAAAUUACUGAUGGCUCCAAGGUUUUUCUAUCACGAGAGGAAAGCCAGCACUUCAUAAAAGAGUCUUCUACUUUAAACUGUGAAGUUGUAGUUGACCUACUUGCCAAGAAACUCCAAGAUCCUUCAGGCACAGUUAAAAUGCGAACAAUGUGUGCUUUAGCAUGUCUUAUGACCUCUGACCUCCUUUCGCUGGAACAAAUAUUUGCGGCUACACAGAGCAGACUUUAUCUGCUGAGUGAGGGGCCUUCAGGUCCUGUGGUCAACAAAGCUACCAAGCUUUUACGGCAAUUUGAAGCUCUGACCCGUGGAUCUCAGCCUCUUCAUAAGCAACCAAAUUCAAGAAGCAGCCAUCAUACAUCGGACAAUUUCACAUCUGCAUGUACUGACCCUUUAGACCUAACACAUCCUGGCCAGUUGCCACAGGUUUUACCAGAGUAUGUCCCGCACCGCCUCCAUGGACUGGAGGAGUGUGGUAGGACAGCUGAGGCUGAGGUUAGAGCUGGACAUGAAAUGGUCCAAACCAGCAGCAGCCCUUUGCCCUGGGAGCUCCACCGGUCAGACACUAACAGCCUGUCACUGUUCAGUGGGAUGGAGCUGGUGACCACGUCCAGGUCUGUGAGUGAGAACCAGACAGAGAAGAAAGCCAUGGAUGACAUCUUAAAUGUGUCUGUAGAGGAAAAUGCAGGAAAAAACAGAGACAAUCUAACAGACACACACUCGACUAGUAUAACAGCUGAGGACACACAUUUUUAUGAUACUUCUGUUUCUUCUGAUGACACCGAGGCGGUGUCUGCCUUUUCAUUUCUCAACUCUUGACAAUGGUUCAUUUAAACAAAAUUUUUACCAAUGAUGUUCACUAGUUCAGCAUUUCAGACACAUCUAUGAGAACUAUAAUUCUCCUUCCUUUUAGUUUUGUGGUACUUACAUUCAAAAGCUUUGUUUUACAGAAGUAUAUUUUGUUCAUUAAAAUUAGCUUCUAAAACUCAGGACAUUAAGAUGGUUUGCCUCUGGGAUUUCCAGACUCUCUGAGGGUGUCCCUCAGUUUGUUUUGCACAUUAAUGUUUAAUAUAUUUUUUUAUUAUGUUAAUUAGUUGUAAUUGACCAUUAUUUAUACCAACUCUGUUUUAUACAAAAUCUUUUGAAAAGUUCAAAACAAGAAUUUAACCCCAAGAGUGUGACUGCAUGGCUGUACUAUGAAUAAGUCAUUCAUAAAAUUAACAGGCUAUUUGAUGAUUCAGUUACAAGAAAUAAAUAUCCUCAAAAUUAUUUAUUUUGUAUUAAACUAAACAUGUAACAACAAAAA
Molecule: messenger RNA, 2238 nt
Organism: Boleophthalmus pectinirostris (great blue-spotted mudskipper)
Lineage: Eukaryota; Metazoa; Chordata; Actinopteri; Gobiiformes; Gobiidae
Gene: tepsin
Product: TEPSIN adaptor related protein complex 4 accessory protein
Exons: 12
Coding region: 18-1751 (577 amino acids)
Cellular component (GO): trans-Golgi network membrane
Source: RefSeq, a predicted model, not a curated record